UCUCUUUCUUCCGCGCUGUCGCUCUUCACCCUUCGCCCUCUUGCUCGCUAACGUACGCCGGUGGGUGACGAUGCCGAAGAGGACUACGCACACGUACUCGAGCGAGGAUGCCCAUCCGGACGGUCCUGAAUCCGAUCUAUUCGUGUACUACUGCAAGCACUGUGGGUCCCAUGUUCUCAUCACAGACACCCAGUUGCAGAAAAUGCCGAAACGGAAAACUGACAAAGCACAUGUAUUGGAUAAGAAGAAACAUCUUGCAAGGCUGAAUAUUACUGAGGCUGGAAAAAUUCUUCUUAAGCGCGGCGAAGGAAAACUGGAAAAACAAUUCCGCAUGACCUGUUUGGGUUGUGGGCUUUUUGUUUGUUACCGCUCAGAAGAAGAUUUGGAAGCUGCUCCUUUCAUUUAUGUUGUUGAUGGUGCGCUAAGCUCAGUUGCGGCAGAAACAAAUCCACAGGAUGCCCCUGUACCACCCUGCAUAUCGCAAUUAGAAGGUGGCCUAGUUCAAGUGGCUAUAGAAGUAGAAGACCGUGCUCAACGUUCAGCAAUUACAAGAGUAAAUGCUGAUGAUGUUCGAGUGACUGUAGCUGCACCUGCAGCCCGAGGAGAAGCUAACAAUGAGUUGUUGGAAUUCAUGGGAAAGCUGUUGUUUUUGAUACAGGUGCUGGGCUUAAGAUUGAGCCAGAUGACUCUUCAGCGUGGAUGGAAUAACAAAUCAAAGCUCCUUGUGGUGGAGGACUUGUCUGCAAGGGAGGUGUAUGAGAAGCUUUUGGAAGCUGUGCAACCAUGAAGCUGUGCAUGCAUAGGGAAACAUGCGCUUUGUGCUAGUGGGUGGGGUUUGUAUGCUAUUGGCUUUAUUUUCAUGGAGGUUACAUUCAGGUGACUGCAGGUGUCAGUGUCUGUGCUUGCACUCUUGGAGGAUGGUGAAAACACAUGGUAUAAACGAAAGAAACCGUGCUGACUUUUUCCAUGGCUUUGUAGGUUGAAAAUAGGCAUUCAUGCUGAAGAAGGCAUGCUUUCAGUUUUUUUUUUUAACCAUGACAAUGACUGUUUCUCAUAUAACUUAAGAUUUAGAGAUUAUGCUAUUUCACUGUAUCUUUAUGCAAUGAGAUUACGUUUUGCAUACAAA
Messenger RNA from Magnolia sinica, 1126 nucleotides. Its product is annotated as UPF0235 protein At5g63440. The record is from RefSeq and is a predicted model, not a curated record. The coding region runs from base 71 to 787 and encodes 238 amino acids. NCBI's taxonomy places the organism in Eukaryota, Viridiplantae, Streptophyta, Magnoliopsida, Magnoliales, Magnoliaceae. The transcript is spliced from 7 exons.